UUAACUUUUAAUCUUAGCAAUUAUGGUGUGUAUUUGUUUGGGUUCCUGAAUGACUUCUUCCCUUGAUGCUCUCUCCCCUUGACAAACUUCAUCUGCAUCCUCAUCAGCACUUGCUCUGAACUCUGUUUUAAUGUGUGUAACAUGUAAGAAGCUUGGGUGUGGACUUGUAAUUCUUGGUGUUCAUCUGUCCUUUGGCACCAGUAACAUGGAAUGCAGAAGAGAUGGUGUGGAACUCUGCAGUGUCUUUCCUAAUCUCUGUUUUGAAUCUCUUGCUCCCUCAGUAGUCUUUGUUUUAUAAUCCCCCAUCCCCACUCCACUAGAAUAUUCUGAAAGUGAAUACUCCUUAAUGGUCCUUAGUAAAUCCCUGGAACCUCAAGGAAAAGGUUUUCGAGAUAGGUUUAUUUGCUCUUCUGAUUUUAGGUCAUUUGUACAUGGAGUACCAAACAAUUAAAAGGAGGCAGAAUUGGAAUCAGAGACUUGUUAGGGUAGAACUAACUGAACUAACUUGGGAAGAGCAGUUGUUAAGGAAGGUUGAAACCAGAGACUGCACUUUCGUUUCCCGGCUGCCCAAACCCAAAUAAUCACAGAGAAAUUAUAUUAACUAUAACACAGUUUGGCCUAUUAGCUCCGGCUUCUUAAUAACUAACUCUUACAUCUUAAAUUAACCCAUUUCUAUUAACCUGUGUAUUACCAAGAAGCUGUACCGUUAAGGUUCCAGUGUCUGUCUCCUUCAGCAGCUACAUGGCAUCUGCCUGACUCUACCUUCUUUCCUCCGCUAUCUCUGCUUGGAUUUCCUGCCUUGCUCUGUUCUGUCCUGACAUAGGCUAAUGCAGUUUCUUUAUUAACCAAUGGUAAUAAAACAUAUCCACAGCAUAUAGAGGGAAAUCUCACAUCAGAGGGUGACUGAAGGCCUUAGUGAUCUGUUUCUUUUUUUUAAAUCACCAUUUUCAUAUAAAAAAUAUCCAGUUACUUAAUUUUGCGUCUAGUUUUUGCAUCACUGGUGGGACGAGGAAGACUAGAUUAAGUGUAGCUCCCUGUCAGAGUCCAUUUAAGAGCAGUGUUUGUUUUUGGUAUAAUAGCAAUUGAAGAUAUAGAGAAGCAUCUGAAGAUACUGACUUGCGAUUAGAAACUCACACAGCUCACGGUGUGUUGUCUAAGUAGUUGACAAGCUUCCUUUUAGCCCUCCAUUAUAUAUGUACUCUAGUUAUUCUUUUAAUUUGUCAGUCAUUUACUAAGCAUGAUAAAGGUUGAUGUGUGUGUGAUACCAUAAAGAAAACAAGGUACAAGCCAGGAGUCCAGUCUAAAGGAAAGAGUACAUGCAUGUGGAACAGUACAGCACACCUAACUGUGAUGAUACACAAGCAAAGCAUUGUGGGAGCAGAGGUUCAUUCUGAGGCUGAUUUACCAUCUACAAGUCAUCAGAAUCCCAACCCGUUCUCAUCAGCAAGCUCCCUCUGGGCAGGAAGGAGGAGUUCUCAGGUGUCAGGAGCGACCCGCUUCUGAUGCCUGGCAGAAGCUGGAGACGUCUCGUGAGUAUAAGAACAGUAACCGGCUGCGGGAGUACCAGCUGGAGGGGAUGAACUGGCUUCUUUUCAAUUGGUACAACAGAAAAAACUGUAUUUUGGCGGAUGAAAUGGGCCUAGGGAAAACCAUCCAGUCCAUCACAUUCCUUUCAGAAAUAUUCGUCAGGGGAAUCCAUGGUCCUUUUCUCAUCAUUGCCCCUCUUUCCACCAUCACUAAUUGGGAGCGAGAAUUCCGGACGUGGACGGAGAUGAAUGCUAUUGUGUACCAUGGCAGCCAGAUCAGCAGGCAGAUGAUUCAGCAGUAUGAAAUGGUGUACAGGGAUGCACAGGGAAACCCCCUUUCAGGAGUCUUCAAGUUCCAUGUUGUCAUCACAACAUUUGAGAUGAUCCUGGCAGAUUGCCCAGAGCUGAAGAAGAUUCACUGGAGCUGUGUGAUAAUAGAUGAGGCCCACAGAUUGAAGAACAGGAACUGCAAACUUCUGGAGGGGCUAAAGCUCAUGGCCCUGGAACACAAAGUGCUGCUCACAGGAACACCCUUGCAGAACUCUGUGGAAGAGCUCUUCAGUUUGCUUAACUUUCUGGAGCCAUCGCAGUUUCCUUCAGAGACUGCUUUCUUAGAGGAGUUUGGCGAUCUCAAAACAGAAGAGCAGGUAAAGAAAUUGCAGUCUAUCUUAAAACCAAUGAUGCUUCGGCGCCUGAAAGAUGAUGUGGAAAAGAACCUUGCUCCCAAGCAAGAAACCAUCAUCGAAGUAGAACUGACCAAUAUCCAGAAAAAGUAUUACCGUGCCAUCCUGGAGAAAAACUUUUCCUUCCUGACCAAAGGCGCAAAUCAGCACAACAUGCCCAAUCUUAUCAAUACUAUGAUGGAACUAAGAAAAUGCUGCAACCACCCCUACCUGAUCAAUGGGGCAGAGGAAAAGAUUCUGGAAGAUUUCCGGAAAGCCCACAGCUCUGAGGCCUCUGACUUCCAGCUGCAGGCCAUGAUCCAGGCGGCCGGGAAGCUGGUGCUGAUAGACAAGCUGCUCCCCAAACUGAUCGCAGGUGGCCACAAAGUGCUCAUCUUCUCGCAGAUGGUGCGCUGUCUCGACAUCCUGGAAGAUUAUCUCAUCCAGAGGAGAUACACCUAUGAGCGGAUUGAUGGGCGAGUACGGGGGAACCUGCGCCAGGCAGCCAUCGACCGGUUCUGUAAGCCAGACUCAGACCGCUUUGUUUUUCUUCUGUGCACCAGAGCAGGAGGCCUAGGGAUCAAUCUCACAGCUGCUGAUACCUGCAUCAUAUUUGAUUCUGACUGGAACCCACAAAAUGACUUGCAGGCUCAGGCCCGGUGUCAUCGGAUAGGCCAGAGCAAAGCUGUGAAGGUGUAUCGCCUAAUCACUCGAAACUCCUAUGAGCGGGAAAUGUUUGACAAGGCCAGUCUGAAACUAGGCCUGGACAAGGCUAUUCUUCAGGACAUCAACAGAAAGGGCAGCACCAAUGGGGUACAGCAGCUCUCAAAAAUGGAAGUGGAGGACUUACUCCGGAAAGGUGCUUAUGGGGCUUUAAUGGAUGAGGAAGAUGAAGGCUCCAAGUUCUGUGAAGAAGACAUAGACCAGAUUCUGCAAAGAAGAACCCAUACCAUCACUAUCCAGUCGGAGGGGAAAGGGUCCACUUUCGCCAAGGCUAGUUUUGUGGCUUCAGGAAACAGAACAGAUAUUUCCUUGGAUGAUCCUAAUUUUUGGCAGAAAUGGGCUAAAAUAGCCGAAUUAGACACUGAAGCAAAUAAUGAAAAGGAAAGCUUAGUGAUUGACCGGCCACGUGUGAGGAAGCAGACCAAGCACUACAACUCAUUUGAAGAGGAUGAGCUUAUGGAGUUCUCAGAGCUAGACAGUGACUCAGAUGAAAGGCCCACACGAUCCAGGCGCCUCAAUGACAAAGCCAGGCGCUACCUCCGUGCUGAGUGCUUCCGGGUAGAGAAGAACCUGCUCAUCUUUGGCUGGGGCCGGUGGAAGGACAUCCUGACUCAUGGGCGAUUUAAGUGGCACCUGAAUGAGAAAGACAUGGAAAUGAUUUGCCGGGCCCUGUUGGUGUACUGUGUCAAGCAUUAUAAAGGAGAUGAAAAGAUCAAGAGUUUUAUUUGGGAGCUAAUCACACCUUCCAAAGACGGACAAGCUCAGACCCUCCAGAACCACUCAGGGUUGUCUGCCCCUGUCCCCAGAGGGAGGAAAGGAAAAAAGACAAAAAACCAGCUCUUGCUCCCAGAACUGAAGAAUGCAGAAUGGCUAGCCACCUGCAACCCUGAGGUGGUCUUACAUGAUGAUGGAUACAAGAAACACCUCAAACAGCACUGCAACAAGGUGCUUCUGAGAGUCCGAAUGCUAUACUUCCUAAAAGCUGAAAUACUGGGAGAAGCAGCUGAUAAAGCAUUUGAGGGAACUCCUGCCAGGGAACUGGAUGUGCCUCUGCCUGACAUUGACUACGUGGAGAUCCCAGUGGAUUGGUGGGAUGCUGAGGCUGAUAAGUCCCUUCUCAUUGGCGUGUUCAAGCACGGUUAUGAGAGGUACAAUGCCAUGCGGGCUGACCCAGCACUCUGCUUCCUAGAGAAAGUCGGGAUGCCAGAUGAGAAGUCCCUGUCUGCAGAACAGGGUGUCACAGAUGGAACCCCAGACAUUCCUGAAAGAGGCAACAUAGAUAAAGAAGAGAGUGCUGAGGACAAGUUAGAUGGUCUCCAGAAGCAAACGGCGAGCCCCAGUGAUGGAAGUGAUGGCAUUUUUGGUGAAAAGAAGGAUGACAGCCAGGCAGCCCAGGAUGGCUCCAACCCAGACAAAUCACCCUGGCCAGUUUCAUCUGCUCUCACUGCUCGACUCCGGCGUCUGGUCACUAUUUACCAGCGCUGCAAUCGCAAAGAGCUCUGCCGACCUGAAAUUCUAGGCCCAGGUAAUCAAGGAUACUGGGUUCAGGAGGACAUGUUCAGGAGAACUUCAGAAAUGGACCUCAUCAACAAGGAAGCCCAAAAAAGGUGGACUAGAAGAGAACAAGCCGACUUCUAUAGAACAGUGUCUUCCUUUGGCGUUGUGUAUGACCAAGAAAAGAAAGCCUUUGACUGGACACAGUUCCGCAUCAUUUCCCGUUUGGACAAGAAGUCAGACGAGAGCCUGGAGCACUACUUUUAUAGUUUUGUAGCCAUGUGCCGGAAUGUGUGUCGUCUUCCCACAUGGAAAGAUGAUGGUUCCUCUGAUGCCAGCAUCUAUGUUGAACCCAUCACUGAGGAGCGGGCAGCAAAAACUCUGUACCGCAUUGAACUGCUGAGGAAAGUCCGUGAGCAAGUGCUCAGGUGUCCACAGCUGCAUGAGCGCCUCCAGCUUUGCAGGCCCAGCCUCUACCUCCCAGUCUGGUGGGAGUGUGGGAAACAUGAUCGAGACCUGCUCAUCGGCACUGCCAAACAUGGGCUCAACCGCACUGACUAUUACAUCAUGAACGACCCCCAGUUAUCCUUCCUAGAUGCCUACAGAAACUAUGCCCAACACAAAAGAACUGACACACAGGCACCUGGAAGUCUCUGUUGCCUUUACCAGAACAAUUCUAAACUAUAUGAAUCUCUUACUUAUUCCCAAAUGAGGAGGACUUCAGAGUCCCUGGAAAGUGAGCCAGAGAAUCUGGUGAAAAUGGAAAACAGAGAUGAUCAUCUCUGUCUGCCUGAGGGCAGCUUAUCUGACAUAACUUGUGAAAACUUUAUUUCCAAAGUUCAGGAGGUCAUUUCUAUUGACCAUGACGAAAGCUUGCUGCCCGAGUCCUUGGAGAGCAUGAUGUAUGGUAAGACAGGACUCAGCCGAGAGCCACUCUCUUUUCAGGAAACCCCAAGUACCAACACACAGUCCAGGAAAGACACUGUCACCGUCUCAGCCAGCAGAGAUGAGAGCUGCCAGCCUGCUGGCAUUGAGGCAGAAAUCGCUUCAAACUCUCUAAUGAGCAGCUUAGAAGCAGGAGUAGCUAAAAUGAACAUUAAAAAUGGAAAACAUUUGUUGAUCUCUAUCUCAAAAGAAGGGGAACCCUGCUGCAGUGAGACAGGACAGAGACCUGAAGGCACGGGCCACCUAGAGGCCAAAUGCUUAUCCCCUACCUUAGAUACAGGACACGAAAGUGGGUUUGUAGAUCUGUGCAGCCUUAGCGUGUGCGACUCCAGAAGAAAAAUGUCAUCAGAUCAGCAGUUAAUUGAUUUAUUAGAAAACAAGAGUCUAGAAAGUAAGUUGAUUUUGAGUCAGAACCAGAGUGAUGAGGAAGAGGAAGAAAAUGAGGAUGAAACUUUAGCCAUAGUAGCAAGCACCACAGAAAAGCCAGAGGGCUUGCAUUUCACCAGGCCCAGUGCAAACAUCCCAAGGGGAAAGAACCUCUGUUUCCACCAGGAUGAAGCCAAGAAAGGAAGCCUGGAGGUGGUAAGCCAGACUCCUGGACCACAGAGGGCCUUUCCUCCCUCAGCCAGUCAGUGCCACUGCAAACACAUGGAAAGGUGGGCACAUGGCCUGGGGAGAGAGGAGUCUGAAGAAGAGAAACUCAAGGCUUAUCAACCAGACCUGUACAGAAGCAAAGCCAGUAAUACUACAGUGGAAGGUGAGCCUGCCAUUAUUCCAACAGAGCCAUUUAAACUGAAGCAUGAGCUUUUAAAAGAACCCUGGAAAGAAAGUGCAGAGGGGGGAAAGAGUUUCUCCAUGUAUGUUCCUGAGGGAAUUGAGCCCAAACCAGAAGACAUGGAUUUUGAGAAUAAAGAUGAUUAUGAGAAAGAUGGAACCUGCCACAGUCAAGACUACCCAGGAAAAUACUCUGAGGAAGAGAGUAAGAGUUCGACAUCAGGCAUUGCAGGAGACCUUGGGGAAGAGGCACAGGAAGUACGGGCUCCCACCAUUGCUCAGCUGCUGCAGGAGAAAACCUUGUAUUCCUUCUCAGAAUGGCCAAAGGACCGUGUGAUAAUUAACCGCUUAGAUAAUAUUUGCCAUGUGGUAUUAAAGGGGAAGUGGCCCUCCAGCCAACAGUAUGAGCCGUCAGGUGCACUGCCCACGCCAAUUUUAAACAGCAGUGCAGGUUCUCGAAACAGCCUCUCAGAGCCAGAAGCAGCAGAACAUGGCUUCAGCAGUGGUGCAGCAUUGGCAGCCCAGAUCCAGAAGGAGAGCUUCUUAGCCCCAGUACUCACAAAAGAUGAACAAAAGCACAGACGUCCCUAUGAGUUUGAGGUGGAAAGGGAUGCCAAAGCUCGGAGCCUAGAACAAUACUCUGCCACCCAUGGGCGUCCCCCCAUUGUCCUCAAUGGCUGGCAUGGGGAGUCAGCUAUAGACCUCUCCUGCUCAUCAGAGGGGUCCCCAGGAGCCACAUCCCCUUUCCCAGUGAACACCAGCACCCCUAAGAUUGGGGCUAUCGGUUCACUUCAAGGAGCCCUAGGUAUGGACUUGUCUGGAAUUCUGCAAGCUGGCCUAAUCCACCCAGUAACUGGACAGAUCGUCAAUGGAAGCCUCAGGAGAGAUGAUGCUGCCAUGAGAAGGCGGAGAGGGAGGAGAAAACAUAUUGAAGGAGGGAUGGACCUCAUCUUUUUGAAGGAGCAAACACUUCAGGCUGGAAUUCUGGAAGUCCAUGAAGAUUCGGGGCAGACUACCCUAAGCACUACACACCCUGAAGGGCCAGGAGCUGCUUCCUCAGCUCCUGAGCCAGCAGCAACCAACGACCAGACUGAGAAAGCUGUUCCCAGCAAGAGCCUGCUUGACUGGCUGCGGCAACAAGCUGACUACUCCUUGGAUGUCCCUGGCUUUGGGGCAAGUUUUUCAGACAAACCCAAGCAGAGGAGACCACGCUGCAAAGAACCUGGAAAAUUAGACAUCCCCUCUCUGAGUGGAGAAGAAAGAGUUCCUGCUGUCCCCAAGGAGCCAGGACUGAGGGGGUUUCUCCCAGAAAGCAAAUUCAAUCACACCCUAGCUGAGCCUGUGCUUCGAGAUGCAGGCCCCCGCAGGAGGGGGAGGCGGCCUCGGACUGAACUCCUAAAAGCUCCAGCCAUUGUGGCAGAUUCUCCCUCUGGAAUGGGACCACUGUUCAUGAAUGGGCUGAUUGCAGGGAUGGACCUGGUAGGAAUGCAGAAUGUGAGAAAUAUUCCAGGCAUUCCUCUCACUGGGCUGGUGGGCUUCCCAGCUGGUUUUGCUACCAUGCCUACUGGUGAAGAGGUUAAAAGCACCCUGAGCAUGCUACCCAUGAUGCUGCCAGGCAUGGCUGCAGUGCCCCAGAUGUUUGGUGUUGGUGGACUUCUCAACACACCCAUGGCAACCACCUGUACGACCACUGCAUCGGCGUCUCUCUCAAGCACAACAAAAAGUGGUACCUCCGCCACUGAAAAAACUACAGAGGACAAACUAAGUGGCCGUGAAGUAAAAGCAGACACUCUGGUUGAAGAUAAGUCUGGCCCAGGUCCGUUUUCUGAUCAGUCUGAACCCACAAUAACUACUAGUAGUCCUGUGGCUUUCAACCCAUUUCUCAUCCCAGGAGUGUCUCCUGGGCUCAUCUACCCAUCCAUGUUUCUUUCCCCUGGCAUGGGCAUGGCUCUGCCAGCCAUGCAGCAGGGCAGACACUCAGAGAUGGUCAGCCCUGAGAGCCAGAAGAGGAAAAAGAAGAAAACAAAGGGGGAUAACGCCAACCCAGAGCCUGCAUCCGGGUGUGAGAGGGAGCCAGACAGUGAUCAGAACUGCACCGAGUUGAGUACCACUUUGCCUCCAGAAAGAGAACACGUGGCACAGGCAGGGGAAGGGGGGCUCAAAGACUCCAGUGAUGAUACCAAUUAGAACUUUUUCGUUUAAGAAAUGAUUGUGACUUGUAAGUUUCUUAUCCCAUAAAGGUUUGUUACUUCCCUCACUUCACCUUCAUGAGAACCUGUGUCUCCAUCAGUAAUAUUGCCUACCUAAUUUCCUGUCUGAGAACUAUGGUAACAUGUUAAUAGUUGCAGGGUCUUGCCAUUUUCAUUAGAUGAAUGUCAUCUACCUAGUGUAGGGGGCACAGAAUUCUUUCUUUUAUCCAGUUCAUUCCAGCAAUCAUAGUUGAUACUGUACUUGGUGACAUACCUAUUCCCCCUUCUCUUUCAAGUCCCCCUUAUCUGAGGAAGAAAAUGGCAGAAGAAAGCUGCCUAAGGAUUCACCGGGGCCAAAGAGCAGAGACGAGCAAGUGCAGCUCUUUUUCUCUGAGCAGUUUAAUAGGAAGAUCAUAACAAGGGAACUAAAGGCACAGAGUAGGAAGUGCUGGUACAUGCUUUCCUAGUUCAAGAGUCUCUGUUACCACGGUUACUGAAUAGUCUGCAGUGUAUGAACUGAGAUUGAAAAUGCACGUACUGAUGGCUUCUUUAAACCAGGAACCUUCCUGAUAGUGGUACAGUUUCCCCCUCGUAGUUGUUCAGACACCUGCAGCAAGAGGAAAUACCGGCCAGCUAGGCAGUCUGCAUAUCAUGCCCACUAAAUGAGAGAAGCUUCAGCACCUUGCGUUGCUGCAGCAAGUGGGAGAGCACUGCUCCCCUGGUCCACUAGCACUGCUGGCACCUUAUCCCCCCCCCCCCCCCCCCACCCUU
This is a messenger RNA of Alexandromys fortis (reed vole), 9084 nucleotides long. RefSeq names its product chromodomain helicase DNA binding protein 6 (gene Chd6). The transcript has 28 exons. The coding region runs from base 1577 to 8311 and encodes 2244 amino acids. Lineage: Eukaryota; Metazoa; Chordata; Mammalia; Rodentia; Cricetidae. Gene Ontology annotation, molecular function: ATP-dependent chromatin remodeler activity; ATP binding; protein binding. The record is from RefSeq and is a predicted model, not a curated record.